Megalops cyprinoides (Indo-Pacific tarpon) is the source of this 2507-nucleotide messenger RNA. RefSeq names its product protocadherin alpha-8-like. Bases 108 to 2507 code for a protein of 799 amino acids. Gene Ontology annotation, molecular function: calcium ion binding. The transcript has a single exon. NCBI's taxonomy places the organism in Eukaryota, Metazoa, Chordata, Actinopteri, Elopiformes, Megalopidae. The record is from RefSeq and is a predicted model, not a curated record. Gene Ontology annotation, biological process: homophilic cell-cell adhesion. Gene Ontology annotation, cellular component: plasma membrane.
AGGGUGAUAUGUGUCCGCAUUGCGUUCACUGAGGACAGACAGGGAUCUUUUACUGUGAAAUUAGUUGUUAUUCUGGCGUUGGAAUAACUCGGACAGACAUCUUCGUGAUGGGUAUCCAAUGUCGCCAAAUGAGGAGGGAGUACCGUUGUAUAUUUCUCCAUUUUGUGAUUCUGAUAUUGCUUUGGAACAGGACCUCUGCUCAGAUCCGUUAUUCCAUUCAAGAGGAGUUAAAAGUCGGCACGAUAGUUGGGAAUAUAGCUAAAGAUAUGGGGUUCGACAGAGGAACACUGGCUGAUCGGAAUCUCCGCAUUGUUUCGGGAACAAAACAGGAUCUUUUUCAGGUAAAUCAGCGAGACGGCGCUUUGUUUGUGAAUCAGAGAAUAGACAGAGAGGAGCUGUGCGGUAAAAGCACUUCGUGUCUUGUUAAUCUGAAAGCUGUAAUAGAAAACCCUCUAGAAAUGCAUCACGUUACAGUAGAGAUAGUGGAUGUAAAUGACCACUCUCCCAGCUUCCCGAAAGCAGAGAGCCGUCUUGAAAUAUCCGAAUCCGCCAUGCCAGGCGCGCGCUUCCAGUUGGAGGGUGCACAGGACCCCGAUGUUGGCAUAAAUGCCCUGCGUUUUUAUAAAUUGAGUCAAAAUGAAUAUUUCCAGUUAGAAACUGAAGAUUUAAGUGACGAUAUGAAAGUACCAGUUUUGGUGCUUCAUAAAUCGCUGGACAGAGAGCGUCAUUCGGUGCAUGAUUUUUUUGUCACUGCUGCUGAUGGUGGAAAACCACAGCGAUCAGGUGAACUUAAUGUCACAGUCAUUGUUUUAGACAUCAAUGACAAUGCACCCGUCUUUAAUAAGCAAAAGUACACAGUUAAUGUAAAGGAAAAUAUUCCAGUCGGCACUGUUUUAAUUGCGGUGAAUGCUACGGAUCGUGAUGAAGGUUUAAACGGAGAAAUUGUGUACACAUUCGGUAAACAGCUCUGGAGUAAGGCCUCUGACCUUUUUGAUUUGGAUCGGAAAACAGGAGAAAUUAAAGUAAAGGGUGAGAUAGAUUUUGAGGAGAAGCAAAUUUAUGAAAUUAAUGUACAAGCUUCCGAUGAAGGGCAGGUUCCGCUCUCUACGCACUGCAACGUGUUUGUGAAAGUCGAGGACGUGAAUGACAACAAACCAGAGAUCGAUGUCACCUCUUUGUCCAGUCGGGUUCCAGAGGACGUCCCUCCCGGUACUGUGGUAGCGCUGAUGGGUGUGACUGACUUGGACUCAGGUGUUAACGGACAGGUAGUUUGUACGUUACCUGAAGACCUGCCGUUUGAUCUGAAACCCUCCUCUGAGGGGAACUUUUAUUCGUUAGUGACUAAGAGCUCCUUAGACAGAGAGGCAGUUCCUCAGUAUGAUAUUACCAUCACAGCGAAAGAUCUCGGAACCCCCGCAUUAUCUAGUGUGAAAACAAUCAGAGUGGAGAUUUCAGAUAUUAAUGAUAACAGCCCGGUGUUCUCUCAAGAUCCAUAUACCUUGUACUUACUGGAAAAUAACGCGCCUGGCGCGUCCAUAUUGACAGUUAGCGCCUCUGAAGCAGAUGAAGGAGAAAACGCGCUGGUUUCCUAUUCAUUUGGGCACGUGAGCGCAGGCCCGAGUUACAGUGUGACAUCCUUCUUAAAUAUCAAUCCUGAAAAUGGGAAUAUUUACGCGCUGAAAAGCUUUGACUUUGAAACUCUUAAAACCUUUCAAUUCCAAGUGGUAGCUAAAGACUCAGGAAGACCGUCACUAAGCAGCAACGUUACAGUGAAUGUUUAUAUUCUGGAUCAGAACGAUAACGCUCCAGUGAUCUUGUCACCGAUGAGCGCUAACGGUUCCGCUGAAGGCGUGGAGGAGAUUCCCCGCAAUGUGAACGCAGGCCAUUCGGUGACUAAAGUGAGGGCCUAUGACGCUGAUAUAGGAUACAACGCCUGGCUCUCAUUCUCGCUGCAGCACGUUCCCGACCCCAGUCUCUUUGGUUUGGAGCGAUAUACAGGAGAGAUCAGGACGCUUCGCUCGUUCACGGAAACAGACGAGGCUGAGCAUAAACUGGUUAUACUGGUAAAAGACAAUGGGAACGUUUCACUGUCAGCAACAGCAACUGUGAUUAUCACCGCCGUGGAGCCCAAAGAGGCAUUUGCUGCUUCUGAUAUUAAAAGCACAGUAAAAACCGAAGAAGAGAACAACUUAACUUUUUAUCUGAUAAUCACACUGGGGUCAGUUUCAGCGCUCUUUCUCCUGAGUAUUAUCGGUUUGAUAGUGAUGCAGUGCUCCAAAGCUCCAGACUAUUCGUCCAAAUAUUGCCGGGACUCCAAUUACGCGGACACGAGCGGAAACGGGACACUGUGUCACAGCAUCCAGUACAGAUCCGGAGACAAACGGUACAUGUUAGUUGGACCCAGAAUGAGUAUCGGUUCUGCUAUUGUCCCCGGCAGUAAUGGGAAUACUCUAGUCGUUCCAGAUCACAGGAGGAGAAUCUCAGGAGAGGUAAGGAUUCAUGUGUGA